This is a messenger RNA of Pantherophis guttatus, 10216 nucleotides long. It is a transcript of the gene PGBD5, whose product is annotated as piggyBac transposable element derived 5. Gene Ontology annotation, biological process: non-replicative DNA transposition. Gene Ontology annotation, cellular component: nucleus. The record is from RefSeq and is a predicted model, not a curated record. Gene Ontology annotation, molecular function: transposase activity. NCBI's taxonomy places the organism in Eukaryota, Metazoa, Chordata, Lepidosauria, Squamata, Colubridae.
AGCUGUAAUUGGCUAGAUGAGGAGGUACUGGAAGAGAUGUUAAGCUGGCUGCUUCCACCCAUGGCUCUCCACACACACAGGGGCGGGUGGUGCCGGGGAGAGCGGGAGGCUGGGCUCCGAGGUGGCGGAGGCGGUGGAGGAGGAGAAAGCGGUGGCGGAACCGAUGUUUCCUCAGCCUGCUUGCCUACUUCGGUGACCGAGCCUCUCCUGCUGCUGGGUUGCUGCCUGCGGCCGGAGGAUCCGUCCGAGCGAGGGCGGCUGCUGACGCCGCCGGUGGAGAUGAUGGCGGAGGGCGGCGGCGGCGGCGGCGGGCAGCGGCUCAAGGCGCUGUCCCUGCUAGAGGCAGCCCGCUGCCGCUACGAAAGCCUGCAGAUUUCCGACGAUGUCUUCGGGGAAUCGGGCCAGGACAGCAGCGGCAACCCAUUUUACAGCACCACCGCGGAGUCCCGCUCUGCCUCCGAGGAAGAGGAGGAGGAGGAGGAGGACGAGACCCCCGAGGGAGGACGCAGCCAUCGGGGCAGGACUGGUGGACGCCAAGGCUCCAAGGCGCCGGCAGCGGAAGAGCAGGAGGAAGAGCAGCAGCACCAGCACCAAGUGCCGGGUGGCUUGGAGCCGAGUUUCCUGGGUCCCGCGGAGCAACAGCAGCGGGAGGAGGAGGAGGAAAGCGAGAGGGGCUGGAGCCAGAGCCUGCGGAACACCCUGACCCCUUCCUUCAAGGAUAGCAGCGGUCCAACUCGCAAAAUGCCACCCGCUUCCAGUGCCAUGGACUUCUUCCAACUCUUUGUUCCUGAUAAUGUGCUAAAGAACAUGGUGAUUCAAACCAACAUGUAUGCCAAGAAAUACCAGGAACGGUUUGGCAGCGAUGAGGCUUGGAUGGAUGUCACCCUGAUAGAAAUCAAGGCCUUCCUUGCAUAUAUGAUAUCUACAAGCACUCACCACUGUGAGUCGGUCCUCGGCAUCUGGAGUAGUGGUUUCUAUAGCAACAAGAGCAUCGCAUUAAUCAUGACUCAGGCAAGAUUUGAGAAGAUUCUUAAAUACUUCCAUAUUGUGGCCUUUCGUUCGAGUCAGACUACACAUGGUCUCUAUAAAAUCCAGCCCUUUCUGGACUCUCUGCAACAUAGCUUUGACUCUGCUUUCAAGCCUUCCCAGACACAGGUACUCCAUGAGCCUCUGAUUGAUGAAGAUCCAGUUUUCAUUGCCACCUGCACAGAGCGAGAAUUACGUAAGAGAAAAAAACGGAAAUUCAGUCUCUGGGUACGGCAGUGCUCAUCAACCGGUUUUAUAUGCCAGAUCUACGCCCAUCUGAAAGAAAGCAGUGGGACUGAAGGUCUAGAUGCUUUGAAGAACAAAGCUCAACUUCACAGCAUAGUGGCCAAGAGUCUUUGUCAGAAUGUCACAGGGAAAAACUGUAUCAUUUUCACUGGCCCCAGCAUUACCAGCCUCAACCUCUUUGAAGAAUUUGAAAAACAAGACAUUUAUUGCUGUGGAUUGCUAAGUACAAGGAAAAGUGACUGUACAGGGCUGCCUUCCUCAAUGCUAAACAACCCAGAGACCUCCCAGUCUCGAGGACAUUACAGGAUAAAAAUGAAAGGAAACAUGUCUUUGAUCUGCUGGUACAACAAAGGCUACUUUAGAUUUUUGACCAAUGCUUAUUCUCCAAUUCAACAAGGAGUUAUCAUUAAGAGGAAGAGUGGAGAGAUACCAUGUCCUCUGGCAGUGGAAGCCUUUGCUGCUCAUCUUAGUUAUAUUUGCAAAUAUGAUGACAAAUAUAGCAAGUAUUUCAUUUCUCAUAAACCAAACAAGACCUGGCAACAAGUCUUCUGGUUCUCCAUCAGCAUUGCCAUAAACAACGCUUACAUCCUGUACAAAAUGUCUGACGCCUAUCCUGUGAAAAAGUACAGCCGAGUACAGUUUGGUGAGAGACUCGUAAAGGAGCUGCUUGGAUUGGAGGAUCCCUCAUCAGGCCAUUGAUGGAUCCUUCUUCACAGCUUAGGCUAGGAGUGGUGUGGUGGGGGGGGGAGAUGGAGGAAAGAAAAGGGAACAAACUCUGGGAUUCCAAGAUGGGUAACUUACUAUUCCAUGUGACAAAAUCACUAGGGAAGCCCUUAAUUGUGUUGGUGUCUUCCCAAUGGCCUUGGUUGAAAGGGCCCUCAAGAGAGCACCGUAUGAAAGCUGCACAUGCGAGUGCAACACAGGCACUGGUGUAUCAGAAAUGAAUUUGUGUUAGCUAUUGCUCAAUCUGAUUUUUCAAACAGGGUGUUAGUUGUUACACAAAUCCUUUUCCCUAUCCCUUUUCAAGCUAGAAAGGCUCAGCAGUUCCAGUUGGGCAUGUUAUUGGGUGUGGUUGUUUUUUUUUUUAAAUCAGUGCACAAUGUGUAAAGUUAUGCACUGCUGUGUGGCUGAAAAGAGGUUGCUAGAAGAGAAAUAUAUAUAUUAAAAAAAUGUAAAAAAUCUAUUUUGCAAGCCAGUGAUUAGGCAAUGGCAGAUGAAGACAGUAGACUGAAGAUUUUAUUUUGUUGCAAUGCUUUUAGAUUGUAAAAGGGGGUAUAAUUUUGACAGAAAAUGCUUUUUUUAAUAUAAAGGAACAGUGAGAAACUGAAAAGUUUACCAAACUAAGUUCAUUGUGCUAUCUGAAGUCAGCUAAACUCCAAGAUUAAUUUCAGUUAUGCCAUAACAAAAGCAUAAGAGAUUUAAUUGCAAUCAUCCUGUAUUAUUCUUCAGGCAUUGAAUUUUUCUACACAAUGUGAGAAAAGGUAUAAAAGGUUCUCUGAGGAACUAGUUUCUCCAUAACUGUAGCUGGAUCUGUUCUUUUUUUUUUUUUCAUAGUGCUGCAUAAACAGACAUGCCAAAUCCAGAAAUAAAGGUAAAAUUGGAGAUCCCAAACCUAAUGAUAUACUGUAUACUGGUAACUCCAAAACCAAGUGACAUAAACAAUUUGUUGAGGGUUGAUGAGUCAUUUGUGAAACUGCUGAGUGAGGCACGAUAUAUUUCCAAGUGUGUUAUUUCCAUUUGUCCUUUAAAAAGCUCUUACCCAAAGCAAUUUAACAUUUCUAGAUGCUGAAAAAUAUCUAAGUACCCUUUUAUUUGAAGACUGACCUAAACCAGGGGUCUCCAACCUUGGCAACUGUACAACUUGUGGACUUCAUCUCCCAGAAUACCUCAGCCAACGUACGCUGGCUGAGGUAUUCUGGGUGCUGAAGUCUACAAGUUGUAAAGUUGCCAAGGUUGCAGACCCCUGAUCCUAAACUAUAUAUCUCAAUACUGCUGAAUGAAUACUGGUCAUGAAGUGACUUCCAAAAAGUUAUGACAAUGUUUGUUUUCUUAUUUUGCUCAGUUAACAUCAGUCUCAUCAGCUAGCUAUUUCCCAAGCUAGAGUUUACUUCAUUAUGAUUCCAUUGUUUUGGCCAUGUUGCUGCCUUGUUAUUUAUGACAAACUAGACACUUUUCUGGGGUGGGGAAAUCAUUGCAAUACUAGACAAUCAGAAACAUUUGCAUGUUAAACUUUGUUAUGAACCAGUUCCAAAGCUUUAAAAAAACAAAAAGAAAAGGUUAUGCCUCCAUUUUAGCACAAAAAGUGCUGAGAAUCACAUGGCUACCAGUCGGAUGUGGGCAUGAAAAAAAAUGGCACAGAAUGAAAUUACAGACUUUGACUGUAGCGUUGCUUUGUGUGAUACAAUUUAAAUAUUCAGAGGUGACAUUCCCUUUGAAAGCCAGUUAUCACACAUGUGAAGAUGUGUUUAAGUACCUUGGUAAUUAAGUACUACUUUCAUCAUUGUUUAAUAGUUAAAAGCCCGACGUAUCUGGAAGGAAAGAUUUGGGAAGGCCACCACAGAGAUGAUAUCCAUGUUAACAUCUUUAUGUCCUCUGUAGGUCUUGGUGGGCUCAGGCUCCACAAAAACCAGUGUUAGGUGCUCCCAAUGACAGGAGCUGAUAAGUAUGUGAGCUGGUGCAGUUUGAAUCAAUUGCAUUUUCUGAGUAUUUUUAAGGGCAGUCCCCAGUAGAAGGUGUUACAGUAGCCUAGCCAUGUGGUGACAGGGGCAUGAGUUACUGUAGCUAGCUCUUCCUGCCUCAAGCCAAAUUGCAAAUGAUAUACCAACUGAAGCUGGGCAUAGGCCCGUGAUGGCGAACCUAUGGCCCGCAUGCCACAGGUGGCAUGUGGAGCCAUAUCGGUGGGCAUGCGAGCUCAGAUCCGGCAUGCAUGCGAGCACCAGCCAGUUGAUUUUCGGGCCUUCUGGGCCCACCGGAAGUAGGGAAACAGACUGUUUCCUGGAGGGCAUCCAGGGGGUGGGGAAGGCUGUUUUUGCCCUCCUCACGCUCCUAGAAAAGCUCUGGAGCCUGGGGAGGGCAAAAAUGGGCCUACCGGGCCCACCAUGCCAUCACGUGCCAAAACGGAGGUCGUGCGGGGGGGGUCGCACAUGCAUGCGUGGGGGAUGGGGCACAUAGAAUUAUGAAUGUGGGCAUGCAUGCGUGCGACACCCCCCGCUCCCCCCGCUUUUGGCACGCGAUGGCAAAAAGGUUAGCCAUCACUGGCAUAGGCCAUCUGGACACAGCGUCCACCUUCUAUUCUAGCAGAAGCUGUGAGUCCAGGAGGAUCCCAUGUCACAAACCUGCUUCUUGAUAGGUAUUGCCAGUCCAUCAGGAAACAGCUCUUAAUGAUGACAGAUAACCCUGAUGUAUCCACAACCAUUCAGACUUAGCGAUUUGGCAACCAGAAUUUACAAUCCUCCAAUAAAAAAGCCAUAUCUUAUUUCCCCUAAGCUUGAGUUCUACUGCUUUGGUGUUGGGAGUUAAGGAAAGGUAAGGCAUUGGUUGGCACCCACGUUUCUUCUUUAAUAAUGGGGAAUCAGAAAUUUGCACAUCACCCUGUGAUGUGUCCACUGUCAUCUCCUGCACUAUUGAAUUGCUAGUCAUGAUGCUUAUGAAAAAGGAACAUAAUAUUUUAAAGCAAAAAUUAAUCAAGAACGAAGAACUUUAACAAGGAGCCUACAAAACUGAAUAUUAGAAAGACCAAGCUGUCUUUGUGACUCACCUGUCCUUGUAUGCAACCCAAGCUUAAAAUUCAAGCCAAUUCUAUCAGAACUCUUGAGAUAGAGUAGCCUUUCACAGUUCUAUGACAGCUCAUUUUUGGGUCAGAAGUUGCAGUCCGUGAAAAAAGACCAAGGCAGCUGAGAUUGUACAGUCAGAUGUGAAGCUUACAGCAAAUUUACCAUUUGGAAUUUUGUCCUGCUACCUCUUGCAUCCAAUUAGGAAAAAAUAGGGCUAAAGAACUCAAUGAAACUUUGUUUAUUUGCACCAGAGGUGAUAUUUGGUGGGUGCACUUUAAAAAAUGGGGGGGGGGAUAGAGUAGGCUCUGGAGGCUCAGGUGACAAGAUGAGCCAGGAAGGCAGACUUUACUAGGAAGGCAGAAUAUAAGGGUCUUUUAAGUUUUUGGCAAUUUUCUUGUAUUUUUAAUGAAUUAAUAUUGUAAUAUUAACAUACUGAUUAUUGUUUAUGUCAUCCUCUACUACCACUGUGUUGCUUUAUUGCCAAAUUUAAACAGGAGUUUCAAGACUGCAGACAUAGAAAAGAGCUUUGAAUCUACUGUAGUAUGCAAUCCAUCUAUCCCCCCACCCAUUCCUGACCUACCUGUUCCUUGAUAAAAAUGAAUUAUGAGUUUUAGGUCAGCUUCCAAUGAAGAAUCUUAUGUUCUCCAUCCAUGAUAGAUUUCAGUUCCUACAUCUCUUAUCUAGCAUGGCUAUUAGUCCCAAUUGUGGGAGUUUGCCCUGGUUACUGAGGCACUGAAUAUAUCUUGGAUCCUAAGAUUGCCCUCUUUUGAUGGCCAUUAGCCAAUGGCAAUUGCUAAUAAGCAAGGUAGUAUUCAACAAUGCAUUAGAAAAUGUCCAUUGAGAUAUACGGUAGUCACAUCUUAAUUAAUUAAUUGCACUUAAAUUAGUUAUUUACUAUGUUUAUGUCCAGCUUUUUACUUUCAAAAAACAUUUUAUUAUUUUAAACAUUUUAAAGAUCUUUCCCCAGUUAAGCCAGGUUUAGACUGUUGUGUCACUGCACGUCAGGGAAAAUAUGUGUCUGUCUGUCAUUCAAAGACAGUUGCAUGUUACAUGUUUGUAAAUGUUACAUUCUGGCUAGGGAACACUCAAACCUCAAAGCACAGAAAACAUAGAUGGAUAAACCAAUCAACACGCAGGAUGAACAUCUCCAUACAACAUUUAGUGGAGAUUUGGGAAGUGUACACAUUAGCCCAUCUGCAACCAUCUGCAACCUACACUUACCCAUCAAUGCCUUCACAGAAUAGAUAUGCGUUGACAUCUAUACACAAUUGUGGACAAGUCUAAAUCAAGCUUUACUCUUAACUAUGGCACAAACACAUUCUGUCAACCUUGUUAUUUCUGCCAUGCUGUCAUUUCACCUACAAUCUACUGAGUGUUAUUCCCCCCCCCUUUUUUUCCUGGAACUAUCCAAAAAUAGUCAUCAGGUAUGUAAAAUCUGUUAGGCUUUGUUACCCAUUUCUUUGGAAAGAUGUUAGGGGUCUGCAGUGACUGGAAAUAAAGGAUAGGAGUCAGCCAUACACCCUGGUAGAGUUUUCUGCCAACUCCAGUAUGGUGGAUAGAACCAACUCUGCAGUGUAAGGGGGAACCACAUGAUUUUGCUUCAAAAUAGCAUUUGCAAUGUAGUAUGAUGCCUUUUUAUUCAAACUUUCAUUUGUUGCAUAAUGCCUGUUUAUCCAAAGCUUAGUUUAAGGAGGGGUUUUUUUUUUUCCAAAGAAGGGUAAGCAGGAUUUCAGCCACAUUGGUUGACCAUUAAAAUCUUCCUACUCACCUCAGAUAUACUUUAAGUACAAGGACCACUCCUUAGCAAGCAAUUCCAUUCCAUUUAACACAUAUUUCUUAUAGAAUUAGCUAGUCUUAGUGACUUAUUUAUUGUGGUGAAAAAUUCUUGCCAUAGAUAGAAUUGGUUGACUGAUUUGCUUGAUUUAACAAGCAAAUCAUUAGGUCAGCUUUCCUCAACUUUAAUAUAGUUGAAGGGCAUGGACAAGUAUUCUUCUAGAGAAAGGAUGAUCUAGAUGUAUUUCAACAUUCUGAACACUUAUGUAAUCUCUAGAUUUCUUUACUUUGUUUUACCAAUUUCCUUAAAAAUUUUUUGUUGAGACUAGCAAUAUUCAGCAGGAAGGCUUGUCUACCAUGUCCAGUUGGGUAUAUAAAAUAAUACUGGUAAUAUUUCAUUUUUAAAAAUGUGAACUUGUAGUCUUCCUUAUGCUUUUCUUGAAAUUUAGAAUUUCUAUACAAGGUUCCCUAGGCAUACCAAUUUCCUCCCAAUCUCUCACUGAUUCUUAACAGUAAUUGUAGAUUGCUUACAGAUUGCUCUUACAGAUUUGUAGACUGCCCUUGAAUUCUCCUGUCAGUGCUUAAAUUAGGAUAUAGCACCCUGAUGCUAACAGCAGACUAUAAAAGUAUUCAAGUUAAGAAUGUAGUCAUAUAUUCAACACUGAACUUGGGGUAUUGAGUUAUGUGUUGUUCUUUGUAAAGACCAUCCAGAUCAAGACAUGUGUCAGGGUUCUAAGUAACACCCCCAGCGAAAGAACACUCCAAGGCUUGAAUUUCCUCAAAGUUCCACUUUAUUAGAGACGUCAUAUUGGCACAUCUGGGAAAACCCGAAUCUGAAAGCUUCCAGGUUUUCCCCACCCAAAGGAAAGUUCAAGACCCUGCCCAACACCCACAUGUCCAUCACAUGGUCCAAUCCAAACACUGUGCUGACUGGAGAUGCCUCCUAGUUCCAACCCUCCAGGUGCUGGGCAAGAUGUCCUUGACUUCCUGAGAAAGGAAUGUUAUUAUGACUAUAUAUCUCCCAUGCUCCAUACAAUCCCCCCUCCCAGUUUCCCACAGUGGUAAAUGUGGCAGGCCUGGAGAUGCAACAAAAAAGAUGGCUUCCAGGCCUGACAACAUGUAUAGUGGUGGAAAUCACUGUGUCGGUAAGCAUUUAAAAGAUGCUUUUUCAAAAGGCAAUUUGGACUUUGUUUUUUUCCUCGAGGAAGAUGUUUCACUUCUCAUCCAAGAAGCUUCUUCAGUUCUGACUGAAUGGUGGUGAUGGGGGGGAAGGGUUUAUAUUUCUUUGACACCCCCUUCCCCCACCACUCAGUCAGAUCUGAAGAAGCUUCUUGGAUGAAAAAAUAAACGUCUUCCUCAAGGAAGAAACAAAGUCCAGUUGCCUUUUGAAAAAGCACCUUUGAGACAAUCAUGACCUGGAUGACUGAGAAUCUCCAUAGAUAUGUAACAGUGAGCCUUCCCUAAGAGCUAUCCGAGGGGCACAUAAACCCACUCAAAAGACAUCAGUCAUAGCACACUCAUUGUGCCUUUCAUGGCACACUACAAUUUAUUGUCACUUAGUGAGAUCCUGGCACAUAACCAACAUUUCACUCAGUGACACUAAAUAUCAGUUUUUGUAAAAAUUGUGUACAUUAUUAUACCAUGGUUUAAGAAGUAGAACAGAGAUAUUAAACCAGAUCAUGUAACAUUUUUUAAAAAGUGUGAAAACACUGCUCUUUGAACUCUUCUUACAAGACUGGAUUAUUCUGUACCCACUAGAUUGGCAUCCCAAUUCUUCUCGAGUGUUGAGGUACAGAGCUCAGGCAGCAUAUUAAUUAAUUGGAUGAAGUGAAAAUAGCUCUUUUCUGGGUGACAAUGUGAAACUUAGGAAGCUGAAUAGGUGUGGAUGUUCAGAAUACCGACUUGUUUCAGGACAUGACAAGAUCUGAGGAAUUUUUUUUUUUAAUUCUCUUCCCUUGAAAAAUUUCAUGCCACAAAAUUAUAGUGGAAGAGGAAUACAGAGUAGAAAAUAACAUUUCUAAACAGCAGAUGGAAGGACACUUGCCUUUAUGAUCAUGGAUCAGUACAUUUUGCAAUCUUUUUGCAAAGUCCAAUGGAAAGUGCCAUUUUCCCAUUCUUCUAGGCACUCUUAACUCCUAUCAUUCAUUCUCAAAAUAAUUUUGUAAUGGCAUUUGCAAAUUAAUCUGCAUCAACAUUUAUAUUUAACAAAGAUCCUGCAUUCCACCACAAAGUGGAGUGAGAUGGGGGAAGAGGAAAAUUUGGUUGUUGCAAUUUAGCAUUAUUUCAUAUUUUUGGCCUUUUUUUUCUUUUUGUUUUAAUCUGACAUAGUAGCAAAAAGAAGUUCAACUCAGAAAAUAGAAAAUCUAGAGGAGAUAAAAAUAAUCAGCCUAGGUAAAUUAAUCUAUCUAAAACAUUACUAUUAAAACUUGUUUAAUUGGUUAGGGAAAGUGAAGGACAAUAUGAACUAGAAGUGUGCAGAAGCCCAAAACAAUUGAUGUAGAGUUCACAGCUUUGUUAAAAAGUAGUAUGAAUGUCUAUCUUAUACUGGUUUAGGAAAUGCUGUACUUUUCUGGUUAUUGAGACCUCAUUCUUUUCCUCUUCAAAAAUAAAAGCAAUCAAUAUAGGAGGUCCUUGAUAAACAAAGCCAGAAAUGAUCCAGGUCUGUUCCAUCUAUGCAUACUACAAUGUUACGGCUGCUGCACUAUCGAUCAACACACAACAGCGAGAGCUCAGGGGCUGAUUUCAGUAAAACAGGCCAAGCCAUCAUAUAGGAAAUAAAUGGGAUAUUUGGAAGGGAAGCUCUGAGCUAUAUUUUUUUUCCUUUCCACUUUUGCAACGUACGUGUCAUUAAAUGAAGUAAUACUCAGUACACUAGUGUAGUGCUGUUAUUGUGAAAAGUGUGUUCAGCAAUUUGUGUGUGAUCAACUCUGCUCACAAUACACCCAUCAGUGGCUGAAGUUCAGUCAUAAGCUUCCUUCUCAAAGUGUGUUGAACAAGAGGUUUUUGUUAAACCAUGUCAAUGCCGGAUUAAACGUGCAGUGCUGUUUUAUUAUUUGGGUUGAAACAAAAUAUUGAUUUUAUACAUAUGCAUCUAUUCAAGAAAUGCUUGUGUAGAAGCCCCUACACAUGAGUAAGGUUCCCAUCUGUAUUUCUGGCUCUUUGGUUCAAGUGAGGACCUAAAUUUUUGUGACUGUUUUUUGUUCUACACAAAAGCACGCUUGCAAUAAAUUUUUAGAGGUUUUCUAUGCCAUGAGCUAAAUUCUAAAAUGUGAAAUGUGGUAACAACACAACUGGAUGGAUUUAUAAUAUCACUCUGAUGUCAUGUGAUUUUUCCUUCCUUCCACAAAGUUUGUCUUACAGUCAACAACUUUGAAAUACAGUCAAAUAUAGAUUAUAAA